Molecule: messenger RNA, 945 nt
Organism: Papilio machaon (common yellow swallowtail)
Lineage: Eukaryota; Metazoa; Arthropoda; Insecta; Lepidoptera; Papilionidae
Product: pneumococcal serine-rich repeat protein-like
Exons: 2
Source: RefSeq, a predicted model, not a curated record
AUGAGAGCCACCAUCUCCACCGCCUCCUGCACCGCCCCAUCCGCCGCCCCAUCCGCCGCCUCCUCCGCCGCCUCCUCCGCCGCCUCCUCCGCCGCCUCCUCCGCCGCCUCCUCCGCCGCCUCCUCCGCCGCCUCCUCCGCCGCCUCCUCCGCCGCCUCCUCCGCCGCCUCCUCCGCCGCCUCCUCCGCCGCCUCCUCCGCCGCCUCCUCCGCCGCCUCCUCCGCCGCCUCCUCCGCCUCCUCCGCCUCCUCCACCUCCUCCGCCUCCUCCGCCUCCUCCGCCUCCGCCGCCUCCUCCGCCUCCUCCGCCUCCGCCGCCUCCUCCGCCUCCUCCGCCUCCACCUCCUCCACCUCCACCUCCUCCGCCUCCUCCGCCUCCGCCUCCUCCGCCUCCUCCGCCUCCUCCGCCUCCUCCGCCUCCUCCGCCUCCUCCGCCUCCUCCGCCUCCUCCGCCUCCUCCGCCUCCUUCGCCUCCACCUCCUCCGCCUCCUCCGCCUCCUCCACUUCCUCCGCCUCCUCCACCUCCUCCGCCUCCUCCACCGCCUCCUCCGCCACCUCCGCCUCCUCCGCCACCUCCGCCUCCUCCGCCUCCUCCGCCACCUCCGCCUCCGCUUCCGCCUCCGCCUCCUCCACCGCCUCCGCCUCCUCCACCGCCUCCGCCUCCUCCGCCACCUCCGCCUCCGCCUCCGCAUCCAGCGCCUCCUCCUUCAUCUCCGCAUUCACUGCUUCCCCCUCCGUCUCCUCCUCCUAUACCUCCUUCACCACUGUCUCCUCCUCCUCCUCCAUCUUCACCGCCAUCGCCUUCACCUCCUCCACCUCCACUUCCUCCGCCACCGCCAUCACCGCCACCGCCAUCACCGCCUCCGCAUUCAGCGCCUCCUCCAUCUCCGCAUUCACUGCCUCCUCCUCCGUCUCCUCCUCCGUCUCCUCCUCCGUCUCCUCCUCC